UGACAUAACCUGGUACUUAAGGUAGAAACCCUAGGUACCAAGAGAUGUAAUAGAUUAAUUCUACAAGGAUUUAAACAGGUUAUUGGAUUACAAAACUUUAUUCUUCAAAGAUGAUGAUGACUAGACUGAGAAAGAAGAAACUAGUUGAAACUGAGGGUGUGGAACCAGCAACCAAAGUACAGAAAACAGAUGCAGAAAAAUCAGAUGUCCAUGACAGUAGUAGCCAUGACAACAUGAUUCAUGACACCACAACAGAUAACCAUGACAACACAGAACCACAGAAAAAUGUAACUACAGAAGUUGUUUCGACACCAGAAGUAAAAUCCCCUUCUAAAGAAGACAUCACUCCACCAGUAUCCACAAAAAGUGACAUUCCAACCAUAAUGGCUGACAAGAAAUGUACAGAUGAUGAGAAGUUACGAGAAUACCUUAGUCAGACAAAUACCGUAGUGAUCUACCCAGAACCAGUCAGUGAAGGGGAAGAUGGUGACAAUGAUGAUGAUGAUGAAGACAAAGCCAACACAUCACAAGAACUUGAAAACUGCUUCAGCAUAGAUGAAGAUAUUGUCCUGAAUUGUGCCCAUUGUGAUUUGACAUUCAGCAGAUUCAACAUUCUAAGAGACCACAUGAGGGAGGUUCAUCCAGAUCUACCCAUUAAGUACCUCUGUCCAAAGUGUGAUGAAGCAUUCCUACUAAAGUCUCAUCUUGAUAAACACCUAGCCAUGCAUUCCCCAACAUCACAAUCCUGUAACAUCUGCAACAAGACUUUUGCCAAUGUAUAUCGUCUUCAACGUCACAUGAUUAGCCAUGACCAGAGUACCGAUCUGCGUAAGUUUAAGUGUCCAGAGUGUGGGAAAGCCUUCAAGUUUAAACAUCACCUAAAGGAGCAUAUCCGUAUUCACAGUGGGGAAAAGCCAUUCCAGUGUCCAAAUUGUUCCAAGAGGUUCAGCCAUUCCGGGUCCUACAGCAGCCACAUGACGUCCAAAAAGUGUUGGGUAAUGAAUCAGAACAGAGCUUGUCCACCAACUGUUGAGUCAACCAGUUCUACCAUUAGACCAGGGAUCAGCACCACUAUGCACUCUUAUCCACAUCCAAUGAUGCAUUUUGAGCAAAUGAAGCCAGGUAUUCCUGCCUACUACUCGCCAGCUGGAGCCAGAUUUCUGCCAAUGUACCACCAUGCCAUCAGACCUGUCAUGACAUCACUGCUUCCUCAUACAUUAUCCAUUCAACAUUCCACACCACAUCCAUCCAGUAUGGUAAUGGCCACCAAGCAGAUCUCUCCAGAUGUCAAUUCCAACACUAAAGUUGUCACUAUAGAUGCUAAUGUCACUAAAGAAGAACCAGUCUUUGAUAAGAAGGAAACCAGUUCAAUACUAACAUCAGGACCACAAACAACUGUAGAAACUUACAAGUGUAAAUUUUGCUGUGAGAUAUUUGCCAGUGCAGUUGACUGUCACCAACAUGAGAGGUACAUCUGUAAGAAAGAUGAGCAUAACACCAGUAGUAAUGCCAGUAGUGAUGAAAGUAAGACCAACCAGUCAACAUCAUCAGAAGUUAUUACCAGUGAUGAAAAGUCAUCAGAGACAUUGUCCUGCAGAUUUUGUGAUGAAGUCUUCAACAGUCCAGUAAGCCUCCAUCAACAUGAACGCUACAUUUGUAAACUCAACAAAGACCUUCAUCGAAUGAGUGAUGGUAGUCCACGUAACUCUCCAAGUAGCAGUAUGUCUGACCAUAGUCACAUUCUCUCCAUAGCAAGCGCCAGUCCAGAGACUGAAUCAGAAGAUCAAGAUGACAAAGAUGACAAUGCCUUGAAUGACAGCAAGAAGUUUCGUAUGAGGUCCCUGAUCAGUGACGAGCAGUUACAUGUCUUGAAGUCCUUCUACAGCAUCAACCCACGUCCUCGCAAGUAUGAACUGAUUCGCAUUGGUAAUGAAAUUGGUUUCCCCAAGAGAGUGGUUCAAGUUUGGUUCCAGAACAUGAGAGCUAGAGAUCGCAGACGUGGGAAAGAGGUUCCAUACUUUCCAUCCAUGGCCAGGUUUAAGCGUGACAGUCCUUCUCACUCCAUCAGUGAUUCUAGAUCAUCUACUCCCGCAAUCCUUCCUGUAGCAGCUCAUGGAGGCAGCAAGAAGAUCAGCAAUACAGCUACUACAAUUGAACAACCAUUAGACCUGAGUACCAGGCCAGCACCAGCUCACAGUAACAGAAGUAGUCCAGCAUCUUGUAUUACUCCACCUACCAGUAGUCAUGAAGUCCUUAAUCUUAGUGUCAAACCAGAAGUCCAGCCUAGCAUUUCAUCAAAACCUGAUAUGGAAUAUGCCAAGAAACUCUUAAGUGACAGUCUGAAAGACAGUAUGUUCAUGAAGACACCAACACACAAGUAUCCAAUGGAUGGGAAGCUACAAAGCAGUGCAAUCUACAAGUACAUGCAACAAGAAGGUCUGUUUCCUGGUUACUUCGUGGGAAACCCAACCAUCACAACAACACCAAGUAUGAUCCAGCAAGCUCCAGUACACACCAGGAUUAUCCCAACCUGUGAGCCAGCCAUCAUCACUUCCAGUCAUCCAAUGUACCACCACCAUCACUACAGCCGACCAGACACCAACAACAUUACCAUCUCACUUCAGCAGAAGGUCCACCUUGCCAUCAACAAAAUCCACCAGGCCCGUAACACUCCAAAGCAUGACGAUGAUGAUAGCCAAAGUGACAGCAGCUCUAGUAGUGAUAGUUACCACGACAGAUCUCAGUAUAAUGGUGUCCACUUUGAUGCUGCCAUGGAACAUGCCACCCACAACCUAGCCACCCUUGCUGAAGUUAGCCUAGCAGACCGAGCCAACCUUACUGUCGACAGCGAGAUCAAGCUGAAGCGUAUGAGGAAGAAGUCAUGGAGACAGGUAGAGAGAGACUAUUUGGAAUCUGAAGAGAUUCAGUUAGACCUUGAUGAUGCCAUGUUAGAUGAAGACCAUCCAUACCGUAAGAAACGUCGUUCCUGGAAGAACCACCGUAUGGAAGCUGAUGAUGGGUUGUAUGGCUGUGACCAAUGUAAGAAGAUGUUUAGCAAGCAGAGUUCAUUGGCCCGUCAUAAAUAUGAGCAUUCAGGUGCCAGACCAUUCAACUGUGAGAUCUGCCAUAAAGCAUUCAAACACAAGCACCACCUUACUGAGCACCGGCGUCUACAUAGCGGUGAGAAACCUUUCCAGUGUAAGAAAUGUGGCAAGCGCUUCAGUCAUUCUGGUUCAUACAGUCAACACAUGAACCAUCGAUACAAGUACUGUAAACCAACACGGGAGGAAUUUAAUUGUAGCAUUUAGUUGUCAUAGUGAGAAUAGUCCAAUAUUGACAAGUGCAAUAAUUUUUAAUAUGAACAAUAUUUUGUGCAUUAGCUAAUCUAUUCAUAAGUUAGUGGGUUAAUAUCCAAAACUUAAGAAAGGAAUAGACAUUCAUGUCUGCCAUGAAUUCAGAAUAUUUCUGUUGUUAUUAUACUAUUAGUGCUUAUUGUUAAGAAUAGAUGUUUAAUGAUUUAAAAUGGCAGACAUAUUUAUAGUCCAGUUUUACAAUAUAAUACUGGAAGGUGUUCAUGUCACUGAAGGACACGCGUCUUCUCAGGAAGACAUUAAGUUGUUGACAUAAUUUCACUUGUUAAUGAACUCAAUGAUAAUUGUUAAUGAUUCCAUUCCAAGCUCCUUCACCAUGUCUCAACAGUUUUUAAUCAAAGGGAGAUAAUAUUGUUAUUUUUAAAAUUUGAAAAGUGUGUAUAUUUUUGCUGAAGUAAGUUGUAAAUAUUCGUUUUUCUUCCAAGAAACCAUGACAUCAUUUCAUGUUAAAACUAUGGGACCAUUUUCAUAAACACAUUAAGGAAGAAAUGUACAUUUUUGCAUGAAUUUGUUGGCACAGCAACUUUGUUGCACACCCAAUCAGUAUACCUGAGAAUUAAUACUCAAUAAAUUGUUAGAAUGGCAAAUUUAAUAUGCUUUUGAUGUAUGUUACAUUACAAAUAUUUACUUGAAGGUAGAUUUGCAUGUUUUUGAGAAUUGUAUUAUCUGUAGUAAAGUGUGAAGUUUAUUUAGUGCUUACAAUCCUAAUGCUAUGUUAUUUAUUAGUUACUUAACCAAAGAAAUAUUGUAGUAUAACCAAUAACUAAAUUAUUUCUAUUUAUAAUGCAUGCAUAAUAUUAAACUGUAUUUAUUUGUGCCAAACAUAAAAAGAAUGAAGUUAAGAAUCAAAUUGUCUGCCCAACCUCUCUACAAAUAAUAAGAAUAUGAAGUUAAGAAUCAAAUUGUCUGCCCAACCUCUCUACAAAUAAUAAGAAUAUGAAGUUAAGAAUCAAAUUGUCUGCCCAACCUCUCUACAAAUAAUGAGAAUAAACAGUAUUAAAGUCUUAUGGUGCCAAAUAAGUUUUUAUGUUCAUUAAAGUAUCAUAUUUGUAUUAAAAAUCUUUAGAUUUACUUCAUAAUAGGUUUGUAAAAACCUUCUUAUUAGGACAAGACUACAAGUUCUGUGCCAAAUACAGUUGACCACAAUAAAACCAUUUUGUUUACUUUUUUAAUCCAAUUUCUUGUUAACUAAAUACUCAGUUAUAACAAACAUUUUUUCAGUAUUCAAUUGUUAAAUAUAUUGUGCCAAAUAUAGUAAAUUCUCAAAUUAUAGAUUAGAAGCUUUACUUGAAAAAUCUCAUACCAGAUGUAUAUCUAUGUAUCAUGGAUUUUUUUAUACAUAACACUGCCAAUGAAUUGUAAAUUUUUGUUAUGGAUGUAGGUUUUGUUGAACAAGGAAAUACUGUUAACUGUUGUAUAAAUCAAAUUAACUUUUUUACAGCUGAAAAAGUCCCAGAGUGAGAAAAUGCAGAAAUACAUCUUUUCUAUUCAGCAUUUCAAUAUUCAAGAAAAAGUUUCAUUGAAAAAAUUGCAAAUUUAUUAUGUAAAAAUCAGUUAUAUAAAGUUAUACAGUCAUAUUUUUGACAGCCUAUGUCAAAUAAUGUUUUAAAUAUGAAAGGAUGUAUUUCUGACCUGUUAAUGACUGGUGAGAGUUUACAAAUCAGUUGUGAUGGGACUUUUUUACUGUUUGAUGAUUCCUCUUGUGCCAAAAUCUUGUCAGGGCAAAUCCCAGAUAAGCUAUGGUGAAUUCUGGUGUGCCAAAACCUGUCCUGUCCUGUCCUGUCUUUGUCUUUGUUGUUUGUUUCAGGUUUAUUUCCGUUAUUAGAUUGUGAGUUGACUAAGUUGUUAAUGGAAGUUUAAGUUGACCUGAUAACCUAUGAUGUGAAAGUUGUAUGGUGUGUAUAUGCAGUAAAUAAGUUUUAGCUUUGGUUUGAUAGACUUGGUUUGAUUUGUUAUUAAGCUUUGGUUUCAUAGACUUGGUUUGAUUUGUUAUUAAGCUUUGGUUUGAUAGACUUAAUUUAAUUUGUUAAUAAUUUAGUUCUUGUCUUGGUGCUUGUUCAUCUAGUCAAAACUGGCAGAGCAAAGGUCAAAAUGUGCAAUCUGUGUUGUAAAUUAUUGUUUAUAUAUAUAUAUAUACAUAUAUUUGUGUGUUCCUUAAUGUAUAAUUGUGUGUGUAUGUGUGUGUGUUAUGGGAUAAAUUCAGUGUAUUAAUGGUGAAUGUGUGAAAUGUAUGACCUUAUGUGAAAAAGGAUGAGUGCUUUAAGUUUUCCAUGGCUACUUUUUGGUUACCAUGGUAACUUGACAUCUAACCUAGAUCAGUAUUAUAAUUCAUUGUCUUCCUGUUUUGUUAUUGUUGUUAGUUGUCCCUGUCUGCCAAACUUUUUUAAGCCAUCACAGAAUUCCAAGUUUGUUAUGUUUGACAUUCACAAUGUGUUCCAAUCUUACUGAACCAAACAGUCUCUGAACUGUUUUAAAAUGUGCCAAGGUUCCAUGUAUUAUUCAGCAUUUGUGCCAACAAUUGGUUAUUAAACAGUAUUAUUUUUUUUUUUUUUUUUUUAAAUCAUCCUUCGAUCUUGUCUUAUAUAUAUUUAAAUACUCAUUCCAUGUUCGUAUGAUGAUUUGGCUAAAUCAAACUUUAAUUUUUAAUUUAAAUCUUAGGAAAGAUGUCAUAAGAUUACACAAGUUUUUAGGCAUGAAUUGCAUUUCCUGGUGCCAAUUUUAUUGAUGCAGUAUUAUUUCCAUGAUUUUCUGUUUAUAUUGUCUGUCUAGUGCCAAUUUCAAAAUAUAUUUGUGUAAAUAUCCACCAAGUAUUAGAUAUUUUGAUGACCAGUAUUCUUCCAAUGAUAUGUUCUUUAUUUUGUGCCAAGUUUCUGCUACUUUUCAGUAUUUGCCGCCAUCUCAGUAUUGCCACAAUGAUAUUAUUAUAAAUGUGUGUGUGUUGUUCUAUUUGUUGUACAUUUUGUAACUUCUUGUCACAUAUUAGAAGCAUUUAUAGUAGCUUUCGGACAUUUCCUUGUUCAACUAAGCCUAUCUCAUAUUGUAAUAUGUUUAAAUUGUAAACAGUACAGUUAUCUUGUGAGGGAGUUGAAAGGGCAAUAACCCUUUGCAGGGAGGAUGACAAAUCUCUGUUGUAGGAAAGGGAGCUAACUCUCUGCAAGGAGGAUGAACAAUCUCUAGUCAAUUGUAAAUAAAAGUCUCCUUAAUGUAGCCAUUUGUUUGUGUCUGCUUUAAAUGUUUAUACAUACUCAAAUAUUAUACAUAAAUCAGUCUAAUUUCACCAAAUCUUGUUAUUCACAAAUUUUAUUCCAGAAUCGCAUAAUUAGCUCAUCAUUUUGUUAUUAUUACUGUUAUUUAAGUUGUAACCUUCAUCUGUUUUCAUAUUAAAUAAAAUCAUUUUUUUUUUAUUUAUAACCAUAGAACAAAGUCUUUGUUUUAGUCCCACCAUACAUUUUAUCUGCUGAAAAGACAUUCCAGAAUGUCCUUGUUGUAUCUAUAGCUGUUUUACUAGUCCCAGAUUAAAUUGUACAAAUGUUUUUUUAUGUAAUAAGCUGUGCUGUAUCUUGCCAUGUAUAGAAUUUGACAGCUGUGUAAUUUAUUUGUUGUUCCUGCAGAAGUUUUUAGUACAUUUUUUUAUUUACAGAAAUGAAAGUUUUGAAAUUAGUUUUAAAGUAAUGAGGAAAAGUAUGUUGUAUUAUUUUGCAUUAAUUUCUUAUUCUAUGGAAAUUUCAUGCUAACAUUAUAUUUGCAACAGAUCUCACAAGUCUUGGGGAAAAUGCAAUAACAUAAGUUUCUUUCUAGUCCCAUAAAACAAGUUUUCAAUGCUACAUUAAGGGAGUUCCUUUUUAUUGCUUUUAAUUUGUUUUAAUUGAUUUAUCAAAUAACUUUUAUUUUACUUAAUAUUUUAUGGAUUUUUAUUGUAUAAGGACUCGAGGAGAAAUAUACCAGAUAAUUAUCGCCAUUUGUAACAUCUUUUUUAUUUUUUUUUUAGCUUAAUUCUUCAAAAUUUCUCGACAAUAAUUCUUCAGAUUUUAAAAAUUGAUAUAAAAAAGUAAUGAGUCUUAUGUAGGAAUUGACUUCAGGCUAAUGUUGGAAAUAUUAAUUUUUAAGGAAAAUGCUUUACACUGAAUUAUAUAGUUUGAAGUCAAUUCAUGUAGGAAAAUAUAACUUUGAUAUAGAUAUGAUUUGUGAAAUAAAUUAAAUUAUUGUCACUUUUUUGUGACUUAAGUGAAGAAGCAUAAUACCUGUACAAAAAUCAUAUGUAAUAUGUGUAGAAUUCUUUAUGUAGUGUUUCUUGCUCAAAUGUCUCUUCGAUUGUAUAGAUAUGUUUAAAUUGUAACAAUCAAAAUAGUAAUAAUUUGUUAAGUUGCUAUUAUGUAAAACUUGAUAUAAUGGUACUUUUCAUAAUAAUUAGAGUAGAGUUAAAAGUAUAGAGUAUCACAAGUAUUGUGAAUUUAAAUGGAAAAAGUUUCUCCUGAAAUGUAAACUGAAUUAUUUCACAAAUGAAUUAUUAUUCAAAAUUUACUUCUUUGAAAAGAAUAGUCUUUUUCCCAUAAAUCUUUUAAAAAAUCUUAUCCGUAUGUCCUGUAGAUUUUCCUACAAUAUUUGAUUUAUAUAUUAUUCAAACAGUUACUUUACUUUAAUACAUAUUACUUUUUAUCGAAAAUUUCUUAAUUCAAAAUAAUGAACUGUUUUAAAUAGAUUUUUUUACUGUUGUUAUUUAUAGCAGGAAACCACUACUUUUUCACCGGACAGGAAUUCAGAUUUUAGAAUAUGGGUUUUCAGAAACGGUCAAUGCUGACAGAGAUUUGUGUAUUUUUCUUCUAAUGUAUUGUUAAAAAAAAUAUAUUUUAAAAUAUUCAAACAAAAAUAAAAUGUAUAAGUGUAUUAUAUUCUAACUGGUUUCAGUAUUCUUUACAGCUGUAUGAAAAAUUCUUUUCCUCUAGCAGAUAGUUGAAAUUUGAUUGUUUAAAAUCUUUAAACUUUAAGAAGUCCAGUUAAUACAAUAUAGAUAAUACAAAUGUAACUACCUGUUUAAUGAAAACAUUCUUUUUAAUAAAAAAAUGAUGUAAA
Mytilus californianus (California mussel) is the source of this 8441-nucleotide messenger RNA. RefSeq names its product zinc finger protein 1-like. The record is from RefSeq and is a predicted model, not a curated record. The coding region runs from base 111 to 3308 and encodes 1065 amino acids. Gene Ontology annotation, molecular function: chromatin insulator sequence binding. The transcript is spliced from 6 exons. Gene Ontology annotation, biological process: regulation of transcription by RNA polymerase II. Gene Ontology annotation, cellular component: chromosome. NCBI's taxonomy places the organism in Eukaryota, Metazoa, Mollusca, Bivalvia, Mytilida, Mytilidae.